Bemisia tabaci is the source of this 3590-nucleotide messenger RNA. NCBI's taxonomy places the organism in Eukaryota, Metazoa, Arthropoda, Insecta, Hemiptera, Aleyrodidae. The record is from RefSeq and is a predicted model, not a curated record.
CAGGAAGGGCUCAGUGAUGCAGCUGUCAACACAGCCAGACGUCCCGGGAUCUCCACGGUCGCCGUUUGUGUCUCGUGUCUAAAGCGUUCCUGUAAAUUCAAGGAUCACCGUUCCUUGGUUACCAUGGAGUGCAACCCCUCCACUGCCCCGUUCAAACCUCCACUCCCCAAUCCCAGAUGGAAAUUUUGGCAGCGGCGACGCUAUGUGGUUGCAUUUUUAGCUUUUUUUGGAUUCUUCAACAUCUACGCCCUAAGAGUGAAUUUGAGCGUCGCUAUUGUGGCCAUGACGUCAGAGCAUACUUCGAAAGUGGAGUUACAGAAUCGAACCACUACGGUAUCAACGAUACGAGAGUUCGACUGGGAUUCGAAGCUGCAAGGACUUAUUCUGAGUUCAUUUUUCUACGGCUACAUCUGCACUCAGCUGUUUGGCGGGUGGUUAGCCGCGCGAAUUGGAGGCGUACGUGUUUUCGGGGUUGGAGUGGCUGUCACUGCCCUUCUCACCCUCAUCACACCACCUUUUUCUAGGCUCAGUGUCAAUUUUCUCAUCGCCCUUAGGAUUAUCGAAGGAUUUUUUGAGGGAGUGACAUACCCGAGUAUACACGCAGUCUGGUCGCAAUGGGCGCCACCGCUGGAGAGAACCCAACUGGCAUCCAUCGCAUUUUCCGGGAGCUACGUUGGAACGGUCAUUGCCUAUCCUGCUUGCGGUCUUCUAGCCGAUCAAUUCGGAUGGGCCGCCAAUUUCUACGUCCCAGGUAUAGUUGGCUUGCUCUGGGUUCUAAUUUGGUUCGCAAUUGUCAAAGAUCGACCAAAAGACGAUCCUUACAUAUCAAAGGAGGAGCUGAGGUAUAUUCAAGACACUCUGGGUAACAUCUCAGAUGAAAAGAUAUCAGUACCGUGGAAAGCCAUAUUUACCUCUAUGCCCGUCUGGGCGAUUGUCUGCGCUCAUUUCUGUGAGAACUGGGGCUUUUACACCUUGUUGACACAGCUGCCAAAAUUCAUGCAAGAUACUUUGAACUUCAAAUUGUCCGGAUCCGGGUUCAUAUCUGCCCUGCCGUAUUUGGUCAUGUCCAUCGUGAUUCAAGUAUCCGGCUACCUUGCCGACUGGUUACGAUCCACUCAUCUGACGACCACUCAAACUCGAAAACUAUACACUUGCACAGGUUUUAUCAGCCAAACCAUUUUCAUGUUUGCUGCAUCGCAUCUGACUCAUCCUGCUGCCGUCAUAUUAUGUCUUGUCAUGGCUUGCGGACUGGGCGCUCUUGCUUUGACUUCUUACAGUGUAAAUCAUUUAGAUAUCGCCCCGAAAUACGCUAGUUUAUUGAUGGGACUUUCGAACACUAUCGCCACACUUCCAGGAAUGAUAAGUCCAAUAGUAGCAGGAAAUUUAGUGCAAAACAAGAAACCAUCCGAGUGGCAGAACGUGUUUCUGGUCGCUAGUUUUAUAUACCUGUUGGGAGCUAUUGUAUACGGGAUCUUCGCCGACGGAGAGGUUCAGCCCUGGGCGAUGGAAAAGUCAAAAGUCUCUCGGAAAGAACAAGCUGCUUUAUUUGAAGCUGAAGAGUCCACACGGCUGAACCCUCCUGCUACGACUUCAGAGAAAGAACCAGAAUGAAAUCAGCGCAGAAAAGAAUGACUGGGGGAUAAUUUUGUAGAAAUAGUUGGACAUAUUUAUGGUAAAUGGAACUAUGUGCAAGAGGAAAGAUGGGGUGUGCUCGUUGGUUAAGGGCCAUAAGAAUGAAUGGGAAUUCAAAAGCGCCAGUGACGUCAGCGGCAACGAUCGAGCCCGGGCGCGACGGGAAGAUCGGUAUCGGAACUGAAUCACGGACAGUAGGUCUACGAAAAAAAGGUCUACUCGAAAAAUGUCUACAUUUUUUGGUCUACAGUCAAAAUGUCUACAAUUGAGCAGUCUUCUUUUAGAAUGCCUAAGAAAGUAAAUGUCUACAUAUUAUAACGCGUCUAUCAAAUAAAAAUGAAUACACGGUGAUUCUUCUCCAUAGAUACAACUGAAGAAGUAACUGAUGUGAGUUCACUCUACAUACUCCAUUCAGAAGUGAACUAUCUGAGUAUGGACUUUUUUUUAGAAGACAUUAUUAUUUGUAGACGUUUUCGUAGUGAAUUUUUUAGUUCUAGAUAUUUUAAAUGUAGACUUUCUGCUUGUGGACUUAUUUUUGCUGUAGAUCCUUUGUUUGCAUACCUCGGAACUCUUAAACUCACGAGCCAUGUCCACGACACUCUUGUCACAUGCCCACGGCUCACGAGUUAGCGCUCAGUUCCUUUUGAUUUAAUUGAAAAUCCCGCUUUUCCAUUUUCUCAAAAGGAACUAUAUCAACUUUUACGUUGUUUGUUAUGCAGUUUGCACGAGCACACCCCAUCUUUCCACUUGUACAUAGUUCCUUUUAACAUAAAUACGUCCAGCUAGGCUCUUGCACACAACUUUAUUACUUGUUUCAUAUGACUCCAUGUCGUAUGCUUGAUGACAUUUAAAAUGACGCAUGGAUGACACAAAUUAGAGUCAGUCGCACAUCAGACGCUGGCCUAACAAACCACUACAUUGUUCAAAUUAGUAGUAAAUUCAACCCCAAUUGGACCGCGUGUAGCAGGAAGGAGCCAAGCCACAUCAGCUAUUGCCAAUUCUGACUGGGCAAUUUAUUUUUUUACAACAGAACGUAAGGGCGGAUUCCUUUGAAAAUUUCAAGGAAUUUGCUUCACACUAUGCAGCAUAAUAACCGAAAUAUGCGCGAAAAUCCGGACAAUCGUAUUCAUGUAUAAAAAAUUAAAUUGAUUGCCCAAGUAAAUUUUGCAAUAGCUGAUGUGGCUUGAUUCCUUUCUGACUAACGCGCAGGGCCCGAUUACAGUACAGGCUGGUCAGGCUGGAGCCUGGAGCGCGAGCUUUUUGGGGGCGCCAAAUUUUGAAUUUUAUCGAGACUAUGAAGAGAGAGAGAGAGAGAAUCCUCGUCAUCAGGAGCAGAAAAAAUGUGUGGAAUAGGUAAGUCUAUGUGCCUUGCGCCCCUUCUCUGAGCCCGGAGGCAAAAAGAAAAGGAACAUGGAAGGGGGGGGGUUGCAAAGAAAAGAGGUCCAAUAACUAAUUUCUGAAGCGUAAACACUUUUCUGGGAAAUUGUCACCUUUUUGUUGACAUACAGGCGCUUUAUCAUACCCCUCCUUCAUUCGCUAUGUGUGACUCUCUCAGAAGUGAUGAUCGGUUUGAAUUUUAGACGUACGCACCCCUUAUGGAUCUCUCGAGAGACCUUUAAACAUAUUUCUUCCUUUUAAGAAUAACUAUGACUUGGACAUACCAUGGCAUGUCUCGGACAAACUUAACCUUAAUUUAUCUCGAAAUUAAAAAAUAAGAAACAUCUAAAGUGUAAACGCGAUACAACUAUUCGCACAUGAUGGAUGUCCACACUGCGUAUGAAAAAUGUAAGACGCGAUGGCGUGAGUCCUGAAUUCGCAAUGCUCUGCUCCAUGCUACUAGUUUGAAGCACCAUUGCGAAUCGACAAACGCAAGCGAACACAAUGGAAAUAGAGCGAGGGAAAGGAUGCGCGUUUACGACGGCGCAGAGAUACAACUAUUCGUACUUGAUGGACGUCCA